Molecule: messenger RNA, 4257 nt
Organism: Hemicordylus capensis (graceful crag lizard)
Lineage: Eukaryota; Metazoa; Chordata; Lepidosauria; Squamata; Cordylidae
Product: NACHT, LRR and PYD domains-containing protein 3-like
Exons: 4
Coding region: 572-2809 (745 amino acids)
Cellular component (GO): cytoplasm
Molecular function (GO): protein binding
Source: RefSeq, a predicted model, not a curated record
UGGUGAGGACACUCCCACCACUCCGAGGACGCUGCGAAAGGGACUGCCAACGCAAUCUUGGCACGUGCUUUAAUUGCAUGUGAAGGGUCUUGGUUGGAAUUGCCCCUCUGCGUGCCCUAAAAAACCCUGCUUAAGAAGAUGAAGGAGACAUUAGGAACAGAGGAAGCUGCCAUAUACUGCGUCAGACCAUUGGUCUAUCCAGCUCAGUAUUGUCUUCUCAGACUGGCAGUGGCUUCUCCAAGGUUGAGGGCAGGAAGCUCUCUCAGCCCUAUCUUGGAGAUGCUGCUGCCAGGGAGGGAACCUGGAACCUAGAUGCUCUUCCCAGAGUGGCUCCAUCCCUUAAGGGGGAUAUCUUCCAGUGCUCACACUUCUAGUCUCCCAUUCAAAUGCAACCAGGGCAGACCCUGCUUAGCUAAAGAGACAAGUCAUGCUUGCUACCACAAGACCAAAUCUCUUCUCUUCCAGGGUAGGUCUACCUUGCUCAGUACUGUCCACUCUGGCUGGCAGCAUGUCUGCUCUCCAAAGCCUCUGUCUCUUUCACUCUUGCAACCUGAGGUCCUUUUAGCUGGAGAUGCUGAGGGUUAAAACCAGGAUCUUAAGCCUGCGCUCUACCACUGCCCCUGCUGACAGUGCCGCUUGCUUCUGUGUGAUUAUAUUAGACCGCAGGAAGAAAUUCAGAAGGCACAUCCAAGAGACGUUUUGGGGGGUUCCUGAAAUGGGCUUCCACCCUGGCCCAAAGGUCAGUUUCCAUCAAAGAUACAGAGAGCUGCUUCUAAGCAGGAAACCGCACCUCCAGCAGAGAGCCCAUGAGCUAGCAGCCAUGGAGCGGAAGCACCAGGAGAUGGAGGCUCACCCAGAAGGUUGCCUGCCUGUUGGCAUGGAGAAUCUGUUUGAUUCAGAGGCAGAGGGGCCGAACUCCAGGACAGUUGUGUUGCUGGGCCCUGCUGGCGUGGGGAAGACCACAGCCUUGCAGAAGCUAAUGUUGGACUGGGCAUCCGGCAGCUUGUGGCAGGAGAGAUUUGCAUACGCUUUUUAUAUUUCCUGUGGUGUCGUGAACCGCAGCCGUGAGCCCAUGAGCCUGGCUGACCUGCUGCUCAACAGCUGUUCCCCAGGAACUCUCCUAAUGGAGGAUGUCUUGAUGAACCCAGACAGCCUCCUCCUCAUGGUGGAUGGUUUUGACGAACUGAACUUCUCUGGUCUUCCAGGUGACAAGCCAAGCAGUGACCUGCACACAAAGCAGGCUCCCGCCAAGUUGGUGAUAGGCCUGCUUAGGAAAAAACUCCUCGCCAAGAGCCACACAAUCAUAGCAACCAGGCCUGUGGCCCUAGAGAGACUCCAGCAGUUGUGUCUGAUAUCACCACAACUUGUGGAGGUGCUAGGGUUUCGCCCCACUCAGCGGAAGGAAUAUUUCCACCAGUUCUUUGAGGACAAGGCAGAAGCAACUCAGGCCUUUGAGCUUGUAAGGAGAAAUGAAACCCUUUUCAGCCUGUGCUUUCUCCCUGUGAUGUGUUGGAUGCUCUGCUCCAGCUUCAGAGAGGAGCCCCAGAGGGACCUCCUUCAAGAGAUCCCAGAGACUGCCAAGGUCACAGAAAUCCACAUGCUGCUCCUCUCUCGCUUCUUGGGGCCCCACUGCAGGCUGAGCAGUCUGGGAGGGCUGUGCUCCUUAGCCAGGCAUGGGGUGCUCCAUAAGACAAUGGUUUUUGAUGAAGAAGGACUGAAAGAACAUGGCUUGGAUUGCUUGGACUUGGAGGCCUUUUCUGCAAGGGGAAGAAUCCUCCAUCAAGAUGCUCACCUAGCUGCCACAUACCGGUUUACCCACUUAAGUUUCCAGGAGUUCUUUGCAGCCUUGUUCUACCUCAUACAUGCAGACAGGGAAUCAGGAAUGUUUUUGAAAGACCUGAAGGGAGGCUUUGGAAACAAGGAACAUUGCAGUGACUACUUCAUGCUGGUGCGUUUCCUCUUUGGCCUCUCCAACCCUCAGCAGUUGAGUGUCCUGCAAAACACGUGGGACUGUAGGACAUCCGGGGCGGGACUCCGGCAGGAGUUGUUGAGGUGGGUAGAGGAAGGAGCCCAGCACCAUUCCUUCAGGAGACCGGAGCAGCUGCUUGAACUGUACCAUUGUGUGUAUGAGGCAGAGGACCUGGCAUUUGCCCAGAGCGUAAUGGGGCAUAUCCACAGCCUGGACCUCCAGCUCUCUACCAAGCUGGAUUUGAUGGCUCUUUCAUUUUGCCUACCGGCUACUGCUGCUCUUCACUUGUUUCGACUUGUCGGCUAUGAAUUGGGAACUAUGGGGCACAGCCAACUCUUACCAGGACUGCUGAAGUCUUCAGAGAUCCAGCUGAACCGUUGUGGACUCACAGCUGCAGCCUGCGAAAGUCUUGCCUCCGUGGUGGUAUCUAAUCAGAGUCUGACACGUCUGGAUCUGGGGGGAAAUCCACUGGAUGAUCUGGGCGUGAGCCAUUUAUGUGAGAAGCUGAUGGAUUCCUGCUGCCAACUGCAAGCUCUUCGGUUGCACCACUGUGGUCUCACCGCUGCCGUGUGCAAGGACCUGGCCUCUGUUCUGGAAACCAGUGAGACCCUCGUGGAGCUGGGCCUGGGGGACAACCAGCUGGGGGAUGAAGGUGUCAGGCAGCUGUGCCCGGCACUAAGGAAGCCACACUGCAAACUGCAGAGACUGGCACUCACAAUGCAUGGUCUGAAUGCAACCACCAAGAAAAAGCUGCACGCGGCUCGUGCUGCACGCCCUCAGAUUAUUCUGAUCUCCUACUAUCCGCCCAGCUUCCUCGCCUUCCCGGGUGGUGAUGAGUAACGGCAAAUCCAGAGACAGAUGUGCUUAUCAGUUGCGUGUCUGCAACAUGAGAUGAUGCCAAACAACCUCUGCAGGCAGAUUCCAGAGCACAAUAGAACUCCUGCUGCCAGACACCCACAAGCACAAUGGAGGCAGUUCACAUGUUCAGCUGUGGAUCUGCACCUGAAGAAUGUGAAUAUGACUAAGAUUUAUAUACCACUUUUCAACAAAAGUCCCCAAAGUGCUUUACAUAGAUAUAAACAAAAAGGCUCCUGUCCCCAAAGGGCAACAGACACUGGAGGGAUGCUGUGCAGGGGUUGGAUACGGCCAGUUGCUCUCCCGCUGCUAAAUAAAAAGAAUCGCCAUCUUAAAAGGGUGCCUCUCUGCUCAGUUAGCAGGAGACACGAAUUGAGACAGAAACAGCAGAGAGAAUCACAGAGGCUGAGUUCACACACUAAAAAGGAUCCUGGUUAAAACGUGAAUCAGGAGUGAGCCCAGCAGAGCAAUCCUGGCCAAACUGCUCCAGUGAAGCAGCAUUUAACCAGGAUAGAUAACCAAGACGCAGUCCUUGUUAACAUUUUAACCAGGACCUCCUGUUGAGUGCAGGAAUCUCACUGUGUGGUCUACAUGCAUGUGUAAAUUGCUCCCAAAACCUGAGCAGCAUUGCAACAUGCCCGAAACACGGCUGUCAGGUCACAUGUCCUGGUCUCCUUCCACACAUGUUGUUUGUUGGAUAACAACUUCCAUCAUCCUCCAGCCACUGAGGCUGCCUGGGGAUGAUGGGAAUUGUAGUCCAAUAACACCCAGGGAACCAAACCCCUGCCCUAAGUAGAGUGGCUGGUAAUUUUAAUUUUGGGCUAAACUAACAAGAAGUGAAGCUGUAUACCAAUCUGUCUGCAUAACAAGCAGAAGCGGAAUUAUUUCUUGUUUGAGCUGUAAAUUGCAUAUUGACUGGAACGUUUUUUGUUCUGGUUCUGCACAAACAGCUUUUCACACCUUGAUCCUACAUGUAUCUAAGUCCUACUGAGUUCAAUGGGGCUUACUUUCAAGUAGGCAUGCUUGAAGUUGCAGCUUUGGAUGAUUUUUAACUGAACUUGUGGGCUGAAUAGGGCUAAAAAUGACUUAAACUCAUGUGUAAUUUAGUGCACAGAAGUGCAGGAGAGAGACACACAUUGUCUUUAUGCCAGCUAAAAGGAUUUUGGCAGUCUGACGUUACUUUUAAGGAAGCACAGGAAGGCCCUUAUCCAGGUCUGUAGCUGCUCCCUUCAGGGAUAUUCUGGGGACAGUCUCUGAAGUGUCACCUUUAAUUUUUUUUAAAAGAGUUGCUAGUCCUGUUACGUAUGCAGAGAUAAGGCCAAAUAUGCAGGCAGAAUUCCCCUCACACAGUAAAAGGAUUGCUAAACAAAAUAUAUGUAUGAAUCUACAUAUGAAUUGCAUUAUUAUUAAAGACUGGGAAUCUGGCAAGCAAA